This is a messenger RNA of Linepithema humile (Argentine ant), 16754 nucleotides long. The record is from RefSeq and is a predicted model, not a curated record. NCBI's taxonomy places the organism in Eukaryota, Metazoa, Arthropoda, Insecta, Hymenoptera, Formicidae.
GCCGCUCCGACGUGACGGACGUGUGCGCACAGCAGUUGCUCGCUUCCACGUGGGGGCAGAGUUUCGAACUGCUAUCAUCGAUGUGUUUAAUCGCGUGCGUUUCGCAGAGUCAAGCGGCGAUGCUAAAGUGAACAUAUAACGCGCCGAGCUUCCCAAAUCGCGGUUAACCGGGUGACAGUGAAUCUAUCAAUGGUGGAAUCAUCGAAAAAAGAUCGUUUCGUGUUCGCGAUCGCCGCGCUUAACUCCAAAGUGCAGUGACACGGUUGUUUAAUACGUUCGCGCGAGCGUCAGUGAGACUCGGUGGACAGUGGAUAAUACGUGGAAUUUGGAUUACAGGAAGCACAAUUACGGAAAGGGCUGCGUCGCUGCGUGAGAGAGAACCGUCACCGUCGUCGUUGUGGGGAUUGCAGCAAAAAUAAGGUGAGUCAUUGUUGCAAAAAAGAGACACGCUCUUCGUGCGGCACAGAGGACGGCGCCGUUCUUUUGUAAGAUGAGAGUCAUAAAGCCUGCCGGAACAAGAAACUGGGGGCAAGCAACGUCGGCGACUUGAGAAUCCUCGUGCGAUGACUCAUUGUCAAUCGAAGUGAUCCGAACCGGUUUCGUGACUUUUUAGACGAUGGCUACUCCUUAAUAACGAUCAAGGUGACCGCUACCGAUACGGGGCCGGAAGUCUCGUGCCUCGCAGCGGCCUCGUUCUGCCGGGCGGAAAACAAGAAGCCGGGCAAGAGCGUUUAUCGACAAGUACCGACGAUGAGCUAGCGGCACCAACAUGCGUAAGAUGAAGCAGCGCGUGCUGCACGCCUGGCCAUGGUUAUGGCUGUGGCUAUUCGCAGCUACAGCCGGCUUUCCGUCUUCCGACACUUCCGCACCGACGACUCUUCUGCCGCCGCACGGAAUCGAGGGAGGAGGAAGCGGUGGUGGUGGCGGUGGUGGCGGCGGCGGCGGCGGCGGGUCGAUGAAGUCGUCGGUCUCGUCGAUCGGCACCGCUACGACCCCGCCGACCUCCGAGGGUGACGCGGAUCUCUCGUCCGAGCCCGAGUUUCGUUUCACUCAACCCUUGUACAACGUCUCCAUUCCGGAGAAUUCCAUCGGCAAGACGUACGUCGUGCCCGGGGACAGGAUGGGUAUAAAACUCGCGUCCGCCGACAAUGACGUUGACAUUAAGUUCCGCAUAGUGAGCGGUGAUCGCGACAAGUUCUUUAAAGCGGAGGAGCUGACGGUCGGCGAUUUUUGCUUCCUCCUAAUUCGGACUCGAACCAGCAACGUCGACGUGUUGAAUCGCGAGCGCAAAGACCGGUACGUGCUCGAGGUGAGCGCCACUUUGAGCAGGCGCGAUGCUAGGAACAGAGUGAUCACGCUCGAGGCGGGCGCCACGGUGGUAGUGACGAUCCUCGACACGAACGAUCUCAAUCCGCUGUUCUAUCCGAUCGAGUACGAGACCACGGUAACGGAGGACACGCCUUUGCAUCGUAGCAUACUCAGGGUAAUCGCCGAGGACGCCGAUCUCGGCAGGAACGGCGAGAUUUAUUAUAGUUUUGCCGAGGAGACCGAUCAGUUUGCCGUUCAUCCAGUCAGCGGCGUAAUAACGCUCACGAGACCGCUCAGGUACGCGGAACGCGCCAUACACGAGCUGGUAGUCUUAGCGAAGGAUCGCGGCGUCCUGUUUCGUAGCGUGGGCACCAGCCACGCGAGCACCGCGAGGGUCACGAUCAGGGUGCAGCAAGUGAACCUGUACGCGCCCGAGAUGGAGGUAAAUUCGUUUCCCGAGAAUUCAAUCGUCGAGAAUUCAAAUGCCGAUAUUUACGCGGUCGUGAAAGUGACGGAUCGUGACGAGGGCGUGCACGGUCAAAUCGCGAGCCUCGACAUCGUGGGCGGCGAUCCGUCCGGCCAUUUCAGGGUGCGUUCGGGCUCCGUGCCGAAGGAGUACAACAUCGAGGUGUUACACCUGCUUGAUCGCGAGACCGCGGUGCAGGGUUACAAUCUCACCCUGCGCGCCAUGGAUCGCGGAGUGCCGCAGCGUUACAGCUACAAAUUCGUUUCGGUGCAUUUAACCGACGUGAACGACAACGCGCCGGUGUUCAGCCGCGAGAUCUACGAGGUGAAGGUGCCGGAAACGGCACCCGUUAACACGCCGAUCAUAAGACUGAAAGUGACGGACGCGGACGAGGGGAAGAACGCGCUGGUGUAUCUCGAGAUAGUAGGCGGCAACGAGGGUGGCGAGUUCUACGUGAACGCCGACACCGGCAUGCUGUACACAGCCGUGAAUCUGGACGCGGAGAAGAAGGCGUUCUACACGCUCACGGUAUCGGCGAUCGAUCAGGGUAACGCCGGCACUAGAAAGCAAUCUUCGGCCAAGGUGAAGAUCAACGUGGUCGACACUAACGACAACGAUCCGACUUUCGAUCAACCGGAAAUGGAGGUGUGGUUAGACGAGAACGAGCCGGCCGGCACGUCAGUCGUGCGAGUGACCGCGAAGGAUCGCGACUCCGGCGAGAACGCCUACAUAUCGUACAGCAUCGACAACCUGAAGAAAGUACCGUUCGAGAUCGAUCACUUCUCCGGCAUCGUCAAGACCAAACAGGUGCUUGAUUACGAGACCAUGAAGCGGGAGUAUCUGCUGCACGUGCGAGCCAGCGACUGGGGCCUGCCCUAUCGCCGUCAGGCGGAGAUGCAAUUGCGGGUGAGACUGCGUGACGUGAACGACAAUCGACCGCAGUUUGAACGGAUCGACUGCACCGGUCACGUGCCGCGAUACGUGUCGAUCGGCUCCGAGAUCAUCACCGUGUCCGCGAUCGACUUCGACGCCGGGAACAUCAUCAGUUACCGCAUAGUGUCCGGCAAUUCCGACGGCUGCUUCGCUCUCGACUCGGCUAGCGGCGUUCUCUCCGUCGCCUGCGACCUGUCGGACGUCAAGGUCAGCGAGAGGACUGUCAACGUUACCGCCACCGACGGCACGCACUUCGCCGACGUCAAUCCCGUGCACAUGCAUCUCGUAAACGCCAAACGGAAUCUGGGCUCGCAGGCGAGAAUCUUGUCGGACGAGGCCGGUGCUUUCGAGUGUCACGAAACCGGCGUGGCGCGCCGACUGACGGACGCGAUCGCCUCCGCCGAGAGGAACAACAUGCCGUCGCGGGACGACGAGUACACCAUGAUACCGAGUCGUUAUGGCGAGAACAUACACGCGCCGGAAUUUAUCGAUUUUCCGAGCGAGAUACGCGUCAACGAGUCGCUCAAGCUCGGCACGACCCUCGUGCGAAUACGCGCCCGCGAUCGCGAUUUAGAUUACAACGGCAAGCUCGUCUUCGUCAUCUCCAGCGGCGAUCGCGACUCCGUAUUCGGCAUCGAUCCGGACACCGGCGAUCUCAACACAAUCGGUUACCUGGAUCGCGAGCGCGAGAACGAGUAUUUUCUAAACAUCAGCGUGUACGAUCUGGGCAAGCCGCAGAAAUCCUCCUCGAAGAUGCUGCCGGUCACCAUCCUCGACGUCAACGACAACGCGCCCAAGUUCGAGAAGUCCUUGGCGAGCUUCCGGAUCUCCGAGACUGCUUUAAACGGCACCAACGUGUGGCGCGCCAACGCCACCGACGCCGAUCUCGGCGAGAAUGCGCGCGUCACCUACUCCCUCGUGACGGAAACCAACGAUUUUCGCGUGGAUCCCGUGACGGGUGUGCUCAGUGUUUUUGGCAAGCUCGACAGAGAACGGCAAGAGAUAUACGAGCUGAGAAUUCGCGCACGUGACAACGGCGGCAAGAGUGCCGACGCCACGCCCUUGUAUUCCGACGCGCUCGUCAGAGUGACGGUCGACGACGUCAACGACAAUGCGCCUACCUUCGCGCUGUCGAGUUACAACGUUAAGAUUCGCGAGGACGUGCCGGUGUGGACCGUCGUGGCCGUUGUGGACGCCACCGAUCCCGACGAAGGCGCGGGCGGCGACGUGGAGUACUUUUUGACGGACGCCAUGGAGAGCGAGGGCUACUUCAAGGUCGACAAAGUGUCGGGCACAGUGAGAACGACUCAAAGUUUAGAUUUCGAGGAACGGCAAGUGCACACGUUGACGAUAGUCGCGCGCGAUCGCGGUGAUCCGUCUUUGUCUUCCGAGACGAUGCUCAUAAUCGAAGUGAUUGACGUGAAUGAAAAUCUGCAUCCACCGGUCUUCGAUAACUUUGUCGUGUCCGCGAGUGUCUUCGAGAAUCAAGCGAUCGGCACCCUCGUCACUACAGUUCGAGCGAAGGACGCGGAUCCACCCGGCGGAGAUUCCAGGAUCGGAUACAGCAUUCGAGGAGGCGACGGCAUCGGGAUCUUUUCCAUCGACAAUGAAGGAAACAUCAGGACCAAGGCGGUGCUCGAUGUCGAGACGAAGAGAGGAUAUUGGUUGACGGUCUACGCCCAGGAUCACGGAGUAGUUCCGCUUAGCUCGAGUCUGCAAGUUUACGUCGAGGUGCUGGACGAGAACGAUAACACGCCGCUGACCGAACUUCCAGUUUACUAUCCCUCCGUACCGGAGAACUCGCCCGCCGGCGUGAGCGUCCUGCAGAUCCGCGCCUUUGAUCGCGACGUCUCGCCCCAGCAAUUCGUCUUCGCCAUCAGCAGCGGCAAUCCUGAGGGUUAUUUUCUCAUCAACUCUACCACCGGUCUCAUCAGUACCAGCGGCAGGAAGCUCGACCGUGAGAAUCAAGCGGAGCACGUGUUGGAGGUUACAGUGAGAGACGAUGGCAGGCCUCCUUUGUCGUCGACUACGAGGGUCAUCAUCGAUGUGGCGGACAUUAAUGACCACAAACCCGAGUUCGAACAGAAAUUCUACACGGUUCAGAUUCCGGCGUCGCCCGGGACCGACAAGCCCCAUUUUCAGAAAUCGAGGAACCGCUCGCGGGAGUUCGACCUUUCAAUCGAUACGUUACUAGAGAACGGGACUUGGGAGACGUUUAGCCCCGACACCCUGUCAGGAGAUCGUAUCUUCAGGGUUUUCGCGCAUGAUCAAGACAUCGGUGACAACGGAAGGAUCGAGUACAGCAUCAAGGCCGGUCGAGGAAAGGGCAAGUUUAAAAUUCAUCCUACCACGGGAUUGGUUUAUUCUCAGCGUGAAUUCGAGGCUGGUCAGGAAUACGAAUUAAUAAUACGAGCGGCCGAUCACGGCGAACCUCAGCGUCACGAGACCACUCGAGUUUCCGUUCAAGUUCAAGAGGCGCCGAAGGAAUCGAAGAACCCUCCGGUGUUCAAGACAAAUAAUCAAAGCGUGAAAGUCACGGAGAGCGACGAGGCCGGCUUUUUGGUCGCUCUUGUGCAAGCCAGUGACAAAGACGGCGAUUCUCUGCGGUACGACAUUUUAGAUGGCGACAAGCGCGAUGAAUUCUUCAUCGGCCGCGACAACGGCAACGUGCUGCUGGCCAAGAGUCUCGACUGGGAAACCCAAAACUUUUACAAUCUCACUAUCAGCGUAACGGACGGCGUGCACACGGCGCUGACGCAGCUGCUCGUUACCGUGAUCGACAUCAAUGAUCAUCGGCCGGAGUUCACCGAGAGCACGUAUCGCGUGGACAUCUCGGAGAACGUGGAGAAAGGCGAGAAAAUUCUGCAACUGCACGCGACCGACGACGACGAGGACAAGAAGGUCUUCUACAGUCUGCACGCGGCGCAGACCCAGGCCUCCCUCGAGAUCUUCCACGUGGACUCGGUGCUAGGCUCGAUCACGUUGAACGAGCCGCUCGAUCGGGAGGCCAUCGAGGAGCACGUGCUGACGGUGAUGGUCAAGGAUCAAGGCACGCCGGCCAAGCGCAACUACGCCCGAGUGAUCGUCACCGUGCACGAUCACAACGAUCACAUGCCCGAGUUCAUCAGCGAGAUUAUUCAGGGCAAGGUGUACGAGACCUCGCCGAUUGGCGCGGCGGUGGUGCAGGUGUGCGCGAUCGAUCGGGACCGCGGUGAGAACGCCAGGAUUACGUACUCGAUCACGUCUGGCAACGUCGGCAACGUGUUCGCCAUUGACCCCGAGCUGGGUUUCAUCCGCGUCGCUCGCGAGCUCGAUCUCAGCGUCUCGUCCGAGUACAUUCUCCUCGUGAAAGCGACCGAUCACGGCUCGCCCGCGCUGUCCAACACCGUGCCGGUGCACAUGAUGGUGACGAUGGCCGACAACGCGCCGCCGCGUUUCAUUCAGAAGGAGCUGUCCGCGGAGAUAUACGAGAAUCAGCAGCUGGGCACGUACGUGAAGCACGUCGAGGCGAGGAGCACGUCGUCGUUGCAGUUCGAGAUUGUGCAAGGCAAUCGCGACGACACGUUCUUCGUGAAUCCGAGCACCGGCGUGAUCGUUAUCAAGAAUCAGUUGGAUUACGAGAAGACCAAGUUCUACAAUCUGACAGUGUCGGCGACGAAUAUGGCCGGUUCAUCGGCCAGCUGCAACGUCAUUGUCCACGUGCUUGAUAGGAACGACAACCCUCCGCGCUUUCUGCAGGCGCUGUACAGCGGCGAGAUCAGCGAAGGUGCCAGCAUCGGUUCCCUCGUGCUCACCAACACCAGCGCGCCGCUGGUCAUCAAGGCCGAGGACGCGGACUCCGAAUUGAACGCCCUUCUCAAUUACGACAUCGUCGAGGACCUACCGCGAAAGUAUUUCCACAUAGACUCCAGCACCGGUGCCAUCCGCACGGUCAUGGUGCUCGAUCACGAGACGAUACCCAUGUUCUCGUUUCACGUGAAGGUCUCGGAUCUAGGCAAGCCGAAGCUCUCGUCCGAAACCACCGCCAAAGUCAUGAUAGCCGUGACGGAUGUCAACGACUGUCCGCCCGAAUUCACGAAAUCCGGUUACAACGUCACGCUUCUGCAGCCAACGUAUAAGAAUGUCGCCGUUAUUCGUGUGAACGCCGUGGAUCCUGACAGCUCCGAGGGAACCGCGUUGAGAUAUGACAUUAUCGACGGGAAUAAGGCUCACAUCUUUGAUAUAGAUGCCCAAAGCGGCAUCAUAACGGUCCACAAUCCGGAUCGUUUGAAAAAGAGCUAUCGCCUCGACGUACGAGUUUCGGAUGGCAAGUACUCGAACGUGGCGCAGGUGAACGUGAUGGUGGAGAAAUCGGAAAAUUCCGGUUUAAUCUUCCAGAAAAACGUUUACGAGGGUGCCAUUCUGGAGAACUCGACGAAAAUUACGACCGUAGUGGUGGUGAACGUUCUCGGUAGCUCGUUGAAUGAGCACAUUGUCUUCAGCAUUCUUAAUCCCACCGAUAUGUUCGUAAUCGGGCCAACUUCCGGCGCGAUCAGAACCACCGGCAUACGAUUCGAUCGAGAAGCGUGCGAUCACUACGAAUUAAUCAUCGAGGCGAAAAGUCACCCGCCGAACCGAGAGAAGCCCAGAGUGGCUCACGUUAUAGUGAACGUCACUAUACUCGAUAUCAACGACAAUUGUCCAAUGUUCGUUAAUCUACCUUACUACGCUGUCGUGUCCGUCGACGCUCAAAAAGGCGAUGUCAUUACGAAGGUUCACGCGAUAGAUAUGGAUAGCGGCGAUAACGGCGAGGUGAGAUACGAAUUGAAGAAAGGUCACGGUGAACUGUUCAAGGUGGAACGGAAAACUGGCGAAAUAUCGUUGAAGCAAAAUCUCGAGGGCCACAAUCGCGAGUAUCAGCUUACGAUCGCCGCGUACGACGGCGGAAUAACGCCUUGCUCCAUUGAGGUGCCAGUCAACGUGAAGGUGAUAGAUCGCUCGAUGCCGGUAUUUGACAAGCAAUUCUACACGGAUAGCGUGCUCGAGAGUAUAGAAGUUCAUUCACCUCUUGCGUUAUCCAUUCAAGCUGAGUCACCUUUGAAUCGCAAACUCAUAUACAGCAUUACUAAGGGCAACGAUUUUGAGGAGUUUGCUCUGGACUUUAACACGGCCCCCGACAGUAACAAUGGUCCUUGUGUAAUCUAUGUGGUGGAUGAACUGGAUUAUGAACAAAAGAAGCAGUACGAACUGACCGUACGCGCCACUGACAGCGUGUCAGGCGUUUACGCGGAGGUGCUCGUCAGUAUUCUCGUCCUGGACGUAAACGACUGUCCGCCCGAAUUCACGCAGGAUUCCUACAACAUUUCGGUGUCGGAAGCAGCGCCUUUUGGAACCUCCGUUUUACGAGUGAGCUCAAGGGACAAUGACACAGGCAUAAAUCAACAGGUGCGUUAUGCCAUUCAAAACGACACGGAGAACAGCACGGAUCUCUUUCACAUCGAUCCCGAUGAGGGCAUAAUAUUUCUCAAGCGAUCCUUGGACCACGAGACUCACGAGUCCCAUCAUUUCACGGUGAUCGCCAUGGAUCGCGGCGUGCCAAGUCUCUCGAGCACAGCGCACGUCUGGGUGAGCGUGAUCGACAUGAACGACAAUCCACCCAAAUUCGAGCAGCCGUCGUAUACCUGCUUCCUGUCGGAGCACGCCGAGCGCGGCCAAUUUGUGACAGUAGUAUCGGCCAGCGAUCCCGAUUACGUCGACGAGAAGCUAACAUACACCAUCGUGGGCGGCAACGAGCAGCAGACGUACAACAUCGAUCAAUCGACCGGCGUUAUCUCGCUGAUAAACAUGCAGAACUUCGGCGAGCAGAAGCUCAGCAUGCUCAACGUCUCCGUUACUGACGGCGUCUACACCAGCUUUACUCGUGUGAAAAUCGAAAUCUUACCGGCAAACCGGCACAAUCCAAAGUUUACAAAUCCGGUGGUCGAGGUGGUCGUAUUGGAGAACCAGUUGCCCGGUAGACUAGUGACCAACGUGCUGGCCAUGGACGAGGACUUCGGCGAGUACGGCACGGUGACGUAUACGAUAAUGUCGGAGAUGAUGAAGGAGGUGUUCGACAUAAACAAGCACACUGGCGAGAUCGUGACGCGCAAGAAGCUCGAUCGGGAGCAGCAGAAGCGUUACGAGAUACCGGUUAUGGCGAUGGACGGCGGCGGCAGGCUCGGAUUCGUGAUGGUGCGAGUGAAGGUCGGCGACGAGAACGACAAUGCGCCGGUGUUCAGUAUCAGAGAGUACAAAGCGACUAUUCAGGGCAACUUGUCUCUGAAUGCAGUCUUUUUGAAAGUUAAGGCGCAGGAUGCGGACGAGGACGAGGCGGCCAAGAUUGUUUACUCGAUUUACGAGCCGCAAACGUCACCGGCCCGGUCUCUGUUCGGCAUUAAUUCGGACACGGGCGCGCUUUAUUUGCAGAAGAGCGCUGUGCCGUGGGAAAACCAAUUGUUUGAGUUCUUUAUUCGCGCGGAGGACAAAGGCAUGACUACGCACCACGCCGAUGUACCGCUCAGCAUUUACAUAAUGGGUCCGCAGGACAUUCCUCCUUUGUUCGAGCGAAAGGAAGAUAAAUUCUUUAUAAGAGAGGACUCUGCCGUCGGUACGCCGAUCACGAAACUCAAAACCGUCACUAAUAGCACUGUGACAUAUCGCAUAGUAUCCGGCGACGAGGAUAAUCCGCUUUUCACGAUCAAUUCUCACGGCCAGAUCACAUUGGCGAGACCGUUGGACCGAGAGUUGAAAGACAGCCAUCUGAUCGGUGUUCUCGCCGAAACGGAUUCCAGUCCGCCGCUCACGGCACUCGCCGAGAUUUCCCUUCAGGUGCAGGACGAGAACGAUCACGCGCCGAAAUUCGAGAGUAAUCCAUACGCGAUCAAUUUGGCUGAAAACAUCGAAGAGGGAACGUCUAUAUUGAAAGUCAUUGCGCACGAUAAGGAUCUCGGUAGUAACGGCGAAGUGCGUUACUCCUUUGGAUCCGACAUUGGCGAAUUGGCGAAUGUAUUCACGGUGGAUCCUUACACCGGUUGGAUCUCGACAUUGGUGCAGCUCGAUAAGGAGAAGCAGCCGGAAUAUAAAUUUCAGGUGGUCGCCACUGACAAUGGAAAUCCAAAGCACUUCGCGAGAACGUCCGUGCACGUCAAGCUAAAGGACUAUAACGACAACGCGCCCGCAUUCGUCGACGAUCGUUACGAGGCAACGGUGAACGAGGAUGCUCUACCCGGGACGGUUGUGGUAAAAUUGGUUACUGUCGAUAAAGACUCGGACGUCAACACGCCGAUAGAAUUUUACAUCACGUCCGGCGAUCCUAGAUCGCAGUUUCAAAUCAGAUCUACCGGCGAGGUGUACGUGGCGAAAUCCUUGGACAGAGAAACGAUCGAUCGCUACGAGCUAGAGAUCGUUGGUACCGACGGGAAAUACGUAUUCGAGACGAAAGUGACGGUGCAAAUUUUAGACGUCAACGACAAUCCACCGUACUGUCUGAGAUAUCGCUACAGAGAGAUACUUUCCGAAGGCUCGCAUCCUGGCGCCUACGUUCUGACCGUAUUGGCCACCGAUUACGACGACGAGCCGAACGCUAAACUGCGAUUCUACCUAACCGGCGACAAUAACGACAAGUUCUCGUUGGAUAAAGAAACAGGCGUGCUGAAAACCGUCGGACAACUGGAUCGAGAGACCCAAGCGAAGUAUUCUCUGACGGCGCACGUGCAGGACCGGGACAAGCCGACCUGGGAGUGCUCGUCGCAGCUGGAGAUUCUUAUCUCCGAUCUUAAUGACAACGCGCCGAAAUUCACGAUGCAAACUUACAGCAGUACGCUGCCCGAGGACGUGGAGAUCGGCACGCUGGUGACAAAAGUGCACGCCACGGACGACGAUAUCGGCAUCAAUCGAAAGAUCAGAUACGAGUUCAUUGAUUCGGCGGACGGCCAUUUCCUCAUCGCGGCGGACAGCGGGAUAAUUACGCUGGCCAAGCCGCUGGACAGAGAAACCAAGGCUAUAUACAACGUGAGCAUUCAAGCGCUCGAUCAGGGCACCCCGCAGCUGAUGGGCGUCGCCUCGCUCAUCGUUAACGUGCAGGAUAUCAACGACAAUCCGCCGGAGUUCGCUUCCAAGAUGUACUUCGCGAAAGUGCCGGAGAUCUAUGCGGUCGGCACCGAGGUGGCUCGGGUGCUCGCCACCUCCAAGGACACGGGGGUGAAUGCCGAUAUAUAUUAUUCGAUCAUCGGCGGCAAUGAGCACAAGAAGUUCCAGAUCGACGCCAAGACAGGCGUCGUGGCCAUCGCCGAACAGCUGGAUUACGAGCGGGCUCGCGAUUACAUCCUUACGAUCCAAGCUGUCGACGGAGGCAUUCCGCCGCUGAGCAAUCACGCCACUGUCAAUAUCACUAUCACCGACAGCAACGACAACGCGCCGAUCUUUAGCGAGGUUUCGUACAGGGCUUUCGUGAGGGAAGAUGCGAAAAUCGAGGAGAAAGUUACGCAGGUGUUCGCAAACGACUUGGACAGCGGGGAGAACAGUAACGUGUCGUAUUUUAUAGAACGUGGCGACAGACAGAAACAGUUCUCCAUCGAUGUGAAAACCGGACAGAUAACUGUCGCGGCGCCGCUAGAUCGAGAAGAAAUUGCAAAUUACAUGCUGGAAGUGCACGCGCGUGACAACGGCGUGCCGAUGCUGUCGAACUUCGUAAUGGUGAAUAUCGAGAUUCUGGAUGCGAACGACAAUCCGCCAUUAUUCGCCCGGACAAAUUACACGGCAGUUGUGCAAGAGGACAAGCCGCUCGGCCACACGAUCCUGCAAUUCGUGGUUACCGACGCGGACAUCGAGCCGAACGCCGACCCUUACACCUUCGAUUUUCGCUCCGGAAACGAGGGCGACGCUUUUCGACUCGAGCAGGACGGCACUCUGCGAACGGCGAUGAAAUUUAACAACAGAGUGAAGGAUAAGUAUGUGUUGCACGUUCGCGUGUUCGAUAAUGGCAGCCCGCCGUUGUACUCGGACGCGUGGGUUGUAAUCAACGUGAUCGAGGAGUCGCAGUAUCCGCCGGUGAUCACCCCCCUCGAGGUGAUCAUCAAUUCUUACAUGGACGAGUAUCCCGGCGGCAUUAUCGGGAAAGUGCACGCGACCGAUCAGGACCAGUACGACACGCUUCUCUUCAGUUUGGUGCCGUCUUUACCGAUCUCGAAUACCGAUCUUUUCCAAAUAGACAAGAUCGACGGCACAUUAGUGGCCUUACCCAGACUCGACGUGGGCGAGUACAGAAUAAACGUCAGCGUGACGGAUGGCAAAUUCCACUCGUACUCGAUCCUGAAAGUCAACGUCGACCUGGUGACCGACACAAUGCUCGAGAACUCGAUGAUCGUGAGAUUUCGAGGGGUCAGCCCGGAGGAUUUCAUGCUGAGCCAUCGCAAAGGUUUCGUGAGGACCGUUCGCAACGCGAUGAGCUGUCGACUCAAGGACAUCGUCAUCAUCAGCGUGCAACCGUCGACCGACGAAGUGAAUCUGAUCAAAUCGCGGGCGCUCCGUCAGGCGGUGCACAACGAUCUCGAUCUUCUGUUCGCUGUGAAGAAGAUGAUGGGCCCCGCGAGCUCGUCAGGCUUCCACUCGUCCGAGAGCAUACUCGAGGCGUUGAACCAGCACGUGGAGGAACUGGAGGAAUCGACGAAGCUGGUCGUCGAGGACAUCGCUCGGUUCAAGUGCAACAAAGGCUACUGCUUCUACGGCGACUGCCAGGACAAGAUCAUUCUCGAUCCCGCGCAAAUCACGUCCGUGUCGACCGACGUGAUGAGCUUCGUGUCGCCGCGGCACAAGCACAAGAUGGAGUGCAAUUGCAAGGAGGGUUACGCCGGCGUGCACUGCGAAGUGGUGGUGAACGAGUGCGCCAGGGAUCCCUGCCCCAUGUUCAAAGUCUGCGUGCCGGACUCGUCCGUGCAAGGGUACUCCUGCCAGUGUCCCGAGGGAUACGCCGGUCAGACCUGCGACAUCGACAUCUCCAAGUGCCACGACGAGUCGUGCUACAUCCCGCGGAAUCCCAUAUCUUUCAGCGGCAAGAGCUACGCGCGCUACAAGAUCGACAAGACGCUGAUACGGCAAACGAUCGAGGACCGUCUGAGUCUGUCCCUGAGGAUCAGAACGGUGCAGCCCACCGGCAAUCUCAUGUACGCGGCCGGCAAGGUCGACUACAACAUCCUGGAGAUCGUUAACGGCGUGAUGCAGUACAAAUUCGAUCUCGGCAGCGGCGAGGGUCUCGUGCGAGUGAGCAGUGUGUACGUGAGCGACGGACAGUGGCACGAGAUCCAGCUUGAUCGCGAGAGCAACAGCGCUCGAUUGACCGUGGACGGGAAACACCUCGCUCAGGGUUCCGCGCCCGGUAUCAACGACAUUCUGAAUCUGCAGUCGGACGAUCUGUAUCUGGGCGCCGAAGUGAGGCAGCAUCCGUCGAUCAUCGGCUUCGAGGACGUGCAACGCGGCUUCAUCGGCUGCAUGGACGACGUGAGAAUCGCGCGGGUGUCCGUGCCGUUGCACAUGAGCGGCGCCAGCAGCGUAGCGACCCUCAAGCGCUUCGCUAAUGUGGAGUUCAGCUGCGACACGGCCAUCAUCCUAGUGCCGCCGGGUGUCUGCGGCUCGCAGCCGUGUCAGAACGGUGGCACCUGCAAGGACAACGGCGGCGACAGCUACGAGUGCCAGUGUCACAGCCGGUUCGCCGGUCUCGCCUGCGAGAUCGACACGGACCCGUGCGCCUCGUCGCCCUGCCUCUACGGCGGCCGCUGCAAGAUCGUGCCGGAGGGCAGCGAUUACGUCUGCGAGUGCGUCGGGCCGAGUCUCAGCGGUAAGCGCUGCGAGUUCGGCAGGUACUGCAGCCCGAAUCCGUGCAUCCACGGCGGCGAGUGCGAGGAGGGCAACAACGGGCCGAUCUGCAAGUGUCAGGGCUUCAGCGGCGAACGCUGCGAGUUCGAUGUGAACGAGUGCGACGCGAGUCCGUGCACGAACGGCGGCACCUGCGUCAACGAGAUCGGCACGUACAGGUGCAUCUGUCCGCCGAACAUGACCGGUCUGAACUGCGGCAACCCGGCCUUCUCCACGCCCAUCAUAUCCAGCCACUUCAACAUCACGUGGGAGCAGCUCAUGUGGAUCGGCGUCGCGGUCCUGUCCAACGUACUGCUCAUCAUAAUAUUCUUCACCUUCCGGCGGAUCAGGAUGAAGCGGACGAGAGCGCGCGCCAAUAACAUCAACAACGAGACGCGAAAGCAGAUCGUCCUGAAUUCCGCGCGGCCGCACGAGCACGAGUUCAAGCGCAGUUCGAAACUGAGCAAUUUAGAAGUCAUACAGAGAGAACCUCCCCAAUGCCCUCCCAGACCCGCCUCCUACACUCCCAGCUCGAACAACGAGCCGGCCGCGUACGGUAACUCGGCUGCGGUGGCUCUAAAUAACUUGGACACCUUGCGCAGCUACGGCAGCGCGGGCGACGAGCUAGAGAACUUCCCGCCGGAUUACCUGCGCAAUCUCAACCGCAGCACUCCCGUACCACCCCCGUCCUUGACCCUUGCUAAUCCGGUCGGCGGGAACGCAACUGGCAGCGACACGGACAGCCUUCACAAGCCCACCUGGCAGGAACAGAUGCAGCUCGCCUCCUUCAUUACCGACACCACCAAGAUCAAGAAUGACCUGAAACGAGCGAGUCCAGUGGUACCGGAGCUGACCACUGGAGGACUUCUACUAAACUCUUCUCGACGAACGCCUCAUGCGGUUGGAUCUUCCGUCACGUCCGUCACGUCCAUCGAGGAUGAUCCUCGCAUCGUCGGCGGGUAUCACUGGGACUGCUCAGACUGGGUCAGGCGGAGUCACAAUCCUUUACCUAACAUCACGGAAGUACCCGGCAGCGAGGUCCCAGACUCGUCCAGCUUCCACAGCAAUGAGAGUAACGAAUCCAAUACUCAUCAGUUGCCAACAAUGCACGGUCCGAUAGAUCCGAUGAGGGAUAUCGAGACCCUGAACGAGGAUCAAGAGUCGGAAUACGUCGGCGAUUCCGAAUGCGGGACCGAAUUCUCGGAGCAGUAUCACUGCGCCGAGACGCAACGUCUCAAUCCUCUCGACAGCGGUGGCGAGGGGGAGUACAAGUACAAGAGCUCCGAGAGUUACCUGCGCCAUCCGAACUCGUAUCUACCGCAUUAUAAUAUUCACACCGACACCGAGAACGAGACGAAUCCGCUCAACGGCCGUCUCAGCACCCUCGAAUCCGACGAGGAAGAAGACGAUGUAGUGCCUUAUGGUUUUCCGAGCACCCGCCGUAACCGAUGCCACAAGGUGAUCGAGGAGGACGAGAUCGGCUCUGUCAUCACCACGCUGGAGGAGAGAAACUCGCUGCUGGGCGGCGCGAGUAACAGCGAUCUCUCUACGAAUCUGUGCGAGAUCGACGAUUCCGAGUACGAGAUCGCGGAUCAGAAGAGCAACGGACGCCUGUGGCUGUCGGGAAACGGUAUCACGCAGACCUCGGUGUGACAAACGAUGGUGCCGAAGUACGAGGACAAACUGAAGCGUGCAAAAGCGUGUUUCUUAGUGCUUCUACGAUUGAGACGCGCGGAUGUCUGUGAAUAUGCAAUUUUGUACAUAGGUGUUAUAUCGCCAUAGAUAAGACAGUCUGUACAGGCAGCUAUGAAGUAAGAAAAGCGUUGUGCGAGCCACCGGCGUGUUUCCCGACGCACGCUGCACGUAUGAUGUAUAUCGCGGAAAUACAUCACGCCUCAAAUCUCCUCCUACACGGGUAGAGUUCAAGCAUCAGCGUACUUAAUUCUGCAAGCUAAUCGCUAGUAAUUAAUCAUCUUAUAAUUGCAAGCAGUGCGUGCGUUACGUUCUAUUGAAGCGGAUAACAAAUUUAGUUUCAAUUUUAUUUAUUUCAUUGAAAGUAGAAUAAUCGACGUUAUUUCGUGGCUUAAUGGAAAAAUAGAUAUAUCUGAGAACGCACAUGUAAUUCUUGUAUAUUUCUCUACGUCUGUAUUUUCAAGCCGUUUAUUAAUGUAAAUAAUUUAAAUGCUAUCGUUUAUUUACAAGAAAUGUUAAUUGCUUAUUGAGUAACGCCACAACGUCAAUAUUGAUCUUUAUUUUUUCAUUUUGGAAACGUAAAAUAUAAUAUUCCUUUCGACUCUACCAAGGGGAUGAGAUUUAUUAGAGAAAAAUAAAUUAUAGCAACUAUGAAGACGUGCGUAAGAAAUUAUCUUGAUUGCGAAAAGAGAUUCAUUACUCGAGAAAGGUAAAGUUAAUCACGACCGUGUCGUCAGACCAAUGACUAUUGUUUAAUGACCUAUCGUUUAAAUUUAACAUAUUAAUCCAGCAACUAUAAUUCCAGUGCAAAAAGAUACAUAGGUACAUUUAUGUAUUUUUACUAUUUGCUAACUAACUUUAUUUUGGUUACGUAUAAAAUGAACCGACGGACUACUUAAUAAUGCAUAUAUUAAGUAAAAGGUAGCAGAUUAGCGUGUAAGUAAACGAACUCUAGUGAAAAAGAAAGCAGCCUCCUCCGCGUUACGAAACGAUGUGUGCGUGGUUGUGCGCGUCUUAUGCAAUGAGGCGCGAGUUGAUAGUUAAAAAAGAUAUGAUAAAAUAUUUUUACUGUGAUGAUAAUAAUGUUUAUACGAUGAUCAAAUACUAUGACUUGUAUCAUAAUAAUUGCAACGUUAAUUAUCCGACGUUUUAUAACAGAAAUUAAAAAAAAAAAAGAGAAGAAGAGCGAUGGAAGGGGAGCGACGUCCUCCUCCUUAUAGAUGUAAGCUAAGUCAACGUUCCGUUUAUUUAACUCUUUCUUUUUUCUUUCUUUUUUAUCUCCCCAUUCAUCAGUCACCAUUAGUAUGACCGAGAAAUCUGUAUACAUGGUGCUAUUUACAUCAUGCUUUGUCAUCUAUUUACUCUUUAAUAAGACUGCUCAGCGGGUGCGAAGUAUUCGCUCUUUUUACCAAUCUGCCAUUUGCAUUUCAUGUAUCAUUGUUCAUUAUAGAAACUUGUCCGUACGAUAUAAAACGCGGUACUUUUUAAA